Molecule: messenger RNA, 735 nt
Organism: Emys orbicularis (European pond turtle)
Lineage: Eukaryota; Metazoa; Chordata; Testudines; Emydidae
Gene: RND3
Product: Rho family GTPase 3
Exons: 5
Coding region: 1-735 (244 amino acids)
Biological process (GO): small GTPase-mediated signal transduction
Cellular component (GO): cytosol
Molecular function (GO): GTPase activity; protein kinase binding; GTP binding
Source: RefSeq, a predicted model, not a curated record
AUGAAGGAGAGAAGAGCGAGCCAGAAAUUAUCCAGCAAAUCUAUCAUGGAUCCUAACCAGAACGUGAAGUGUAAAAUUGUGGUGGUUGGUGAUAGCCAAUGUGGGAAAACAGCUCUUCUCCAUGUCUUUGCUAAGGACUGCUUCCCAGAGAAUUAUGUCCCUACAGUAUUUGAAAAUUACACGGCCAGUUUUGAAAUUGACACACAAAGAAUAGAGCUGAGUCUGUGGGACACCUCGGGGUCUCCUUAUUAUGACAAUGUCCGCCCGCUUUCCUAUCCAGAUUCCGAUGCUGUCUUGAUUUGUUUUGACAUCAGUCGGCCAGAAACCCUUGACAGUGUGCUAAAAAAGUGGAAAGGUGAAAUUCAGGAAUUUUGUCCUAACACCAAAAUGCUUCUGGUGGGUUGCAAGUCUGAUCUGCGCACAGAUGUGAGCACAUUAGUGGAGCUUUCCAAUCACAGGCAGACACCAGUAUCAUAUGAUCAGGGUACAAAUAUGGCCAAACAGAUUGGAGCAGCCACUUACAUUGAAUGCUCAGCCUUACAGUCAGAGAACAGUGUAAGAGACAUUUUUCAUGUUGCCACGUUGGCAUGUGUAAACAAAACAAACAAAAAUGUUAAGCGGAACAAAUCACAGAGGGCAACAAAGCGAAUUUCACACAUGCCUGGCAGGCCAGAACUAUCUACAGUUGCUACAGAUUUGCGAAAGGACAAAGCAAAGAGCUGCACAGUGAUGUGA